Messenger RNA from Galendromus occidentalis (western predatory mite), 1608 nucleotides. RefSeq names its product synaptic vesicular amine transporter. Bases 1 to 1608 code for a protein of 535 amino acids. The transcript is spliced from 9 exons. Gene Ontology annotation, molecular function: serotonin:sodium:chloride symporter activity. Gene Ontology annotation, biological process: transmembrane transport; aminergic neurotransmitter loading into synaptic vesicle. The record is from RefSeq and is a predicted model, not a curated record. Gene Ontology annotation, cellular component: synaptic vesicle membrane; terminal bouton. Lineage: Eukaryota; Metazoa; Arthropoda; Arachnida; Mesostigmata; Phytoseiidae.
AUGACGGUUAGCGGAAACACGCAGACAACCUCCCUGCAGGAGUUGAUCGCGCGCUAUCGAGGAGACCGGAAGCUUGUGCUUGUAAUAGUAGCGGUCGCACUGCUCUUGGACAACAUGCUCCUCACAUCUGUUGUUCCAAUCAUUCCAAAUUUCCUCUACGAAAUUCACAAACGUGAGCUGUCGGAGCAGAAUAAAACCUUAGAGAUCAUCACGCCGUCACCCACACCGAGAAUGGUAUCGUUCUCUGCCGAUAAUGCAACAGAUCCGGGACCGGAUCUCAUAAAUCAUGUGAUAAAACCCACCCGACCCGAUGUCACAGAAUACGGAUCCGGACGGACUCUUGCUCCUCCGAUAGAUCGGAACGCGGCAUCGGAUGAGCUCCGUAAACAGCGACAGGAGGAAGAGGACGAAAGACUCCGUCAUCGACUGCUCGAAAACGAAAACGUGGAAGUGGGUCUAUUGUUUGCAUCGAAACCGGUCGUGCAAGCCAUGGUGAAUCCGUUGGUCGGAGAAAUCACCAAUAGAAUAGGAUAUACGGUGCCCAUGUUCGCGGGCUUCGUCAUCAUGUUUCUGUCCACAUUAGUGUUCGCGGCUGGGGCUUCCUACGGUACGCUGUUCUUCGCGCGAAUACUUCAAGGCGUGGGAUCUGCUUGCACAUCCGUCGCGGGCAUGGGGAUGCUGGCCGAUAAGUUCCCUGACGAUAGGGAGCGCGGCAACGCGAUGGCAAUUGCGAUGGGCGUCGGCUUGGCCCUCGGAGUCAUGAUUGGACCUCCGUAUGGAGGAAUCAUGUACGAGUUCGUAUCGAAAUCCGCUGCUUUCCUGGUGCUAGCUGCUGUGACCUUGCUGGACGGCCUGCUCCAGCUUGCUGUACUCCAGCCCUCGAUAAGUCAAGGAAACAUUGAGGGUGCUUCUCUGGGAGAACUUCUGCGCGAUCCUUAUAUCAUCAUCGCCGCGGGGGCGAUAACGUUUGCUAACCUCGGAAUCGCUGUGCUCGAGCCGUCAUUGCCUCUCUGGCUGAUGGACACGAUGCACGCCCCAAAGUGGCAGCAAGGUGCUGUGUUUCUACCUGCGUCUAUAUCGUAUCUGAUUGGCACGAAUCUUUUCGGUCCUCUCGGUCACAAGCUUGGCCGCUGGCUAUCCACAAUGGUCGGCCUGAUCAUAAUAGGACUCUCACUCCUAUGCAUUCCGAUGGCAAAAAAUGUGAAUCAGCUGAUACUGCCCCAAGCAGGAAUCGGCUUCGCUAUCGGGAUGGUGGAUUCCUCGAUGAUGCCUAUGCUCGGCUAUCUGGUGGAUAUUCGACACACUUCGGUGUAUGGCUCGGUGUAUGCCAUCGGAGACGCCGCUUUCUGUAUGGGCUUUGUUCUUGGACCUCUUAUCUCUUCGAGCGUCGUGAAAACGUUCGGCUUCAAAACGCUUGUAUAUUUGACGGGAGUUGUCUGCAUCUGUUAUGCACCGUUACUGAUGAUGUUACGGAGCCCACCUGCAAAGAACGAAGACCGGUCUCUCGUCAUGGGGACGACAACACUUCGUUAUGACACCUACACUAAUGAAGAAUCGCCCGUCGAAGAAACGAAACUAUCGAAUCAAAACUCCGCCGUUGUUCAUUGA